GGAAGUCGGAGAAGAUAGUCGUAUCUUCUCUUUCAUGUUUAGUGAACCUACUUUGGAAAAAUGUUGCAUAACUUCUUCGUUAUUAUCUUAGGAGUAUUUAUUGCUUCAGGUGCGAGUGUAUGUCCGGACGGUUACUGCCGCCACUCGGACGGCUGCUUCAGAACCGUUGGCCUUAACGUCACUUGGAUUGACGCCAAGUCGUACUGCACCGUGCUAGGGGGCGUUCUUUUGUCUCCAACAUCGAGUGCAAGUCAGGCAACGGCAGAGGGCGCUCUCAGGAGGUCAAAAGAUGCGAUUCAUCCUGGCAAGUACUGGCUUGACAUCACCGACCUCCUGAAUCCGAGUGAAUGGAAAACAAUGAGCGACACACAAGCGCUUGUUUACAACAACUGGGCUUCCAGCAGCCACACAAAUGAGGACAACACCAAGAACUGCGUCUACAUGUCGCUGGAAAAUGACUUCAAAUGGGCGAUUGCAUCAUGUUCUGAGAAAAUGAACUUUGUCUGCUUCCAUGCAGGGCUACCCCCGACUACCGAGAGGGUGUUUGUCCGCAGCACUCGCGUCUACAGGAAUAACCGAAGGAAAUGGGAAUCUGUAUAUGAAACCAAGGUGUUAGACGAUAGUGACGUAGACUGCUGAACAUAAUAUUCCAUUUAUGAACUUCUUUUUUUCAUUCAUUCUUAUAAGUGUGUAAUAUCUAGAGUUCGCCUUAAUUCGAUGUUGUUUGCUAUGUUGUCAUUGUUUUCGCAUACGCUCUUUAAAAUCUGUUUUGUGUUGGUUAUUUUCGUUGUUGUUGAUGUUAACCAGCUUUUCAACGAACAUGGGUUAUAAUAAUGAGGAUUUCGUUUUGGGACGACUGUCAAACUGGUGUUUAUUUCCGCUCAAUAACUAUAGGAAUCAUCAUCAUGUAGACGUACUUUGUGGUGACAUAUUUAGUGUUUAUGGGGUCAAUGCCAACUGCUAAAAAUCGAGCAAUCGGUUUUCGCUAUGAUGUAAUGUAUGGUGAUGCACUUUUUUUUAACAAGCUCAUGCGACUUACUUUGUGUGAAUGUGUUUGUUUUUAGGGCCAUGGUUCAUGGCUGACACUAAAAUAUACUGAGAACAAACGGCUUCCUCGCUACCUUCAGUGUAUACUUUUGAACGCGGUGUGUUGCAUGUACAUAUUUCCCUUUAGAUUAAAUUUGGAUCUGUGGGAACAAGGUCAAA
Messenger RNA from Mya arenaria, 1206 nucleotides. Its product is annotated as perlucin-like protein. Lineage: Eukaryota; Metazoa; Mollusca; Bivalvia; Myida; Myidae. The record is from RefSeq and is a predicted model, not a curated record. The transcript has 5 exons. Bases 61 to 639 code for a protein of 192 amino acids.